AUGUACUAUGAUAUCCAUUGUAAAGAUCCCGAGUACUAUGAUAUCCCAUGUAAAGAUCCCAUGUACCAUAAGAUAAUAUGUAAAGAUCCUGUGUACUAUGAGAUAAUAUGUAAAGAUCCUGUGUACUAUGAUAUACAUUGUAAAGACCCCGUGUACUAUGAUAUCCCAUGUAAAGAUCCUGUGUACUAUGAGAUAAUAUGUAAAGAUCCUGUGUACUAUGAGAUAAUAUGUAAAGAUCCUGUGUACUACAAGAUAAUAUGUAAAGAUCCUGUGUACUAUAACAUAAUAUGUAGAGAUCCCAUGUACUAUAAGAUAACAUGUAAAGGUCCUGUGUCCUAUGAGAUCCCAUGUAAAUAUCCUGUGUACUAUGCGCUAUGUAAAGAUCCCGCAUACUAUGAGAUAAUAUGUAAAGAUCCCCAUCCCAUGUAAAGAUCUGGUGUACUAUAAGAUAAUAUGUAAAGAUCCCAUGUACCAUGAGCUAUGUAACGACCCCAUGUACUAUAAGAUAAUAUGUAAAGAUCCGUGUACUAUGAUAUCCCAUGUAAAGAUCCUGUGUACUAUGAGAUAAUAUGUAAAGAUCCUGUGUACUAUGAUAUCCCAUGUAAAGACCCCAUGUAAUAUGAGAUAAUAUGUAAAGAUCCUGUGUACUAUGAUAUCCCAUGUAAAGAUUCUGUGUACUAUGAGAUAAUAUGUAAAGAUCCUGUGUACUAUGAUAUCCCAUGUAAAGACCCCGUGUACUAUGAGAUAAUAUGUAAAGAUCCUGUGUACUAUGAUAUCCCAUGUAAAGACCCUGUGUACUAUGAUAUCCCAUGUAAAGAUCCCGUGUACUAUGAGAUAAUAUGUAAAGAUCCUGUGUACUAUGAUAUCCCAUGUAAAGAUUCUGUGUACUAUGAGAUAAUAUGUAAAGAUCCUGUGUACUAUGAUAUCCCAUGUAAAGACCCUGUGUACUAUGAUAUCCCAUGUAAAGAUCCCGUGUACUAUGAGAUAAUAUGUAAAGAUCCUGUGUACUAUGACAUCCCAUGUAAAGAUCCUGUGUACUAUGACAUCCCAUGUAAAGAUCCUGUGUACUAUGAGAUAAUAUGUAAAGAUCCUGUGUACUAUGAUAUCCACUGUAAAGACCCUGUGUACUAUGAUACCCCAUGUAAAGAUCCUGAGUACUAUGAUAUCCCAUGUAAAGAUCCUGUGUACUAUGAGAUAAUAUGUAAAGAACCUGUGUACUAUGAUAUACAUUGUAAAGACCCCGUGUACUAUGAUAUCCCAUGUAAAGACCUCGUGUACUAUGAGAUAAUAUGUAAAGAUCCUGUGUACUACAAGAUAAUAUGUAAAGAUCCUGUGUACUAUAACAUAAUAUGUAGAGAUCCCAUGUACUAUAAGAUAACAUGUAAAGGUCCUGUGUCCUAUGAGAUUCCAUGUAAAUAUCCUGUGUACUAUGCACUAUGUAAAGAUCCCGCAUACUAUGAGAUAAUAUGUAACGAUCCCAUGUACUAA
Pelobates cultripes (western spadefoot toad) is the source of this 1488-nucleotide messenger RNA. Lineage: Eukaryota; Metazoa; Chordata; Amphibia; Anura; Pelobatidae. The record is from the annotation of a GenBank genome assembly.